UUUUCUUUACCCAUUGCACCAUUUUAAUGUUGUAAAACCUUUGCAAUGAGAGCCCCUGGGUACGGCGAGAUCGAGGCUCAGCCGUUCCUCCAAGAUCCGAAAGCCAAGAAACGAUCCAAAUGGUCCGAGAUCUCUUCAGGAUGGAGACUCAGUCUCGUUUACGGAGCCGGCGCUUCGACUGUUGUACUGCUCAUAAACGUCGGCGUCACCAUCUGGUCGAGCACACUGAGCAAGGGAGAAGCAAACAGCAGCGACAUUCAAUCCAACAAUCGGAGAAUCCUCUUUCAGGGAUCUUGCGAGGAGUCUAGGAAACUCAACGUUGUUCUACACAUCUUUAUCAACGUCUUUAGCUCCAUCCUGCUCGCAGCUAGCAGCUAUGGCAUGCAGUGCCUCACUGCCCCGAACCGUGCCGAAGUCGACAAGUCCCACGCCGCUCAGAGGUGGAUGGAUAUCGGUAUCCUCAGCGUGCGGAAUCUACGCGGCGUCUCCUGGAAGCGGUCUAUCCUAUGGCUUCUCCUCACUAUGUCUUCGAUCCCUCUCCACCUUCUGUACAACUCGGUCGUCUUCUCAUCAUUGUCGACUAUGAACUACGACGUCUACCGCGUAGGCGAACAAUUUAACGACCCCGGAUCAGCCAACAUCACCAAACUCGCACGCGAACAAAAAUGGGACAACAUCACGGUCGAACAAUGCAUCACCGACUAUGGCGUAGCCUUCCUGACCUCUCGAAGCGACCUCAUCCUCGUCGUCGACCAAGCGCCAAAGACAAACGGCAGCAAAAUCUUUAACAGCUUUUACCAGAACCACGAUCUUAUCGUGGGUGAGGGUUGCUACAACACCGCUUACUCGUGGAUCUGCCCGCGCAUAGGUUGCAAUGCUCAGGCUUGCCUCGGCGAGCUUCCAAAUGUGAAGAAGGAGGCGAAUAACUGGAGACCAUUCCAACACCGCGUCAAGUACUGUCUUAGCAAACCGAGAGAGGAGACUUGCCGCAUCAACUUUAACAUUCCUGUCGCUAUAGGAGUCAUCAUAGCCAACGCAGCCAAGGCUAUGAUCCUUCUCUAUGUGGCCUUUAAGCCACCAGAGGAACCAUUGCUGGUCCUUGGAGAUGCAAUCCAUUCCUUCCUUAAAAAGCCGGAUCCCUUCUCCAAGCAUAUGUGCUUGGCAUCCAUCCACGAUGUCAAAACACAGGGAGCGUGGGCAUCCAUCAAACCUUCGCGUUGGGUACCGAUAAAGAAGCGGUGGGCAGCUGCAAUAAGCCGUACCCGUUGGUGGAUAAGCGGCUCAUUAUAUGGUGUGGCUCUUGGCGUAGCAAUCUUCUUUCUAUCAUGGGGAAUCAAAGCCCUGAGCGGCUCCCAUAGCUUCAAGACCCUCUGGGAUAUGGGCUUUGGUGCCAUCACCGACAAGGCCCUCAUAUCCGGGUUUCAAGGCGGCUCGGACAACUCCGACAACCAGGUCAUUGUCAGUGUUUUACUGGCCAACAUUCCUCAGAUCACCUUCUCGGUUCUCUACUUCCAAUACAAUGGGCUCUUCACAUGUAUGCUGUCAGCCAAAGAGUGGUCCGAUUUUGGAUGGAAGAGAAAGGGACUGAGAGUGUCAUCUGAACCCGUCGGCGAACAGCGCUCUCGAUAUUUCCUACAGCUUCCAUACCGGUGGAGUAUUCCCCUGGUGCUCCUGUCCAUCUUGAUGCACUGGAUCCUAUCGCAGAGCAUCUUUGUCGUCGCCGUCGAGACGGACAAACCGUUGUCUUGGAACUUUGCCACCUGCGGAUACUCUCCUGUGGCCAUUGUCUGUGUUAUGAUCGUCUCGCUAGUCAUGGUAGCUGCCGUCGUCAUCACAGCUACUCGUCGACUGCCAACUGCGAUUCCCGUAGUUGGGAGCUGCAGCUUGGCUAUCGCCGCGUCUUGUCAUCACCCCGAUAGCGUUCCUCAACCAGAGGCGCCUUAUCACCCUUUGAAGUGGGGUGUUAUGGGUAAGAGUGAGACUGACACGGAUGGUGUGUAUCUCCAUUGUGGAUUUUCUACUGAAGAGGUCGGCGAACCUCAGGAUGCGUUUGAAUACCAGUGAGCUGGUCUGACGAGGUUAUGUAUAUGAUACACAAGGAUCAAGGAGUUAACAAGGAAUUUCACCGUCUUAUUAUUCUCAAGCGCUGCUCCUCAUCUCUAACAAGCUUGAAGGAAACAUGCGGGAUAAUGAUUAACCAACGCCGCGUCUGUGCCAACUAUUAACCGGAACUUGAACUCAAGCAACUUAUUUAGGGAAAAUCAGGUUUCGAAGCCCAUCUCCCCC
This is a messenger RNA of Fusarium vanettenii 77-13-4, 2286 nucleotides long. RefSeq lists its product as uncharacterized. The coding region runs from base 46 to 2064 and encodes 672 amino acids. The transcript has 4 exons. The record is from RefSeq and is a predicted model, not a curated record. NCBI's taxonomy places the organism in Eukaryota, Fungi, Ascomycota, Sordariomycetes, Hypocreales, Nectriaceae.